Molecule: messenger RNA, 501 nt
Organism: Postia placenta MAD-698-R-SB12
Lineage: Eukaryota; Fungi; Basidiomycota; Agaricomycetes; Polyporales; Adustoporiaceae
Exons: 5
Biological process (GO): protein transport
Source: RefSeq, a predicted model, not a curated record
AGAUUGGCCGUGCAGAGGCUGCGCACACUGCAGGAGAAGAAGACCGCACAGGCAAAGGCCGCGAGACGGGACAUUGCACUGCUUUUGGAGAAGGAGAAGAUUGAGACCGCAAGGAUCAAGGUCGAGAAUAUCAUUCAUGAAGAUAUCUACGUUGAGCUCCUUGAGCUUCUCGAGCUCUACUGCGAGCUCUUGAACUCCCGGUUUGGGCUCCUGGAUCAGAAUACCCGUGAGCCAGAUCCCGGUGUCAGUGAAGGCGUCUGCAGCGUGAUAUACGCUGCGCCACGGACAGAACUCAAAGAGCUGCACAUCCUUAGGGACAUGCUCAUGCACAAAUACGGUCGUGACUUCUCUAUUGCAGUGAUGGAGAAUCGCGACAACUGCGUCAGCGACCGGAUUGCGAAGAAGCUGAACGUGUUUACACCGUCAUCAGAGCUGGUAGAUGCGUACUUGUCGGAGAUAGCGAAGGGGUACGGCGUUAACUGGGCCCCUCCCGCCGCUCCG